AUGCUAUUUCGAAGUAUCGAUGAAUUUGAAGAGAUUGUUUUCAGUGCUCGACCAUCGCCGAAUACAGUCAACGAUCCAUACUAUGAACGACAGAAGGAAGCUUAUCGUGAACUGCUCAGAACCGCCUUAGCUCUUAUCUCACAAAUGACAGAAACUCUAAACCAAGUAUUUGCUGAAUAUCGGAUAUUUAUCCAAGACUUAUGGGAAGCAAUUUCCAAUGGUCGAGAUUCAGCACCUAUCGUCGACCAUUUUCAACAACGAGUACAGGACUAUUUAAAACAAUCAUGGGAUCCUAUAUUUGCUCGUGCCAAUCAAAUGGUUCAAGACAUCGAACAAUUAAAGCAAAACUCAUAGUAAUAAAUAAGGGUAAGCUAUGGCAGCCAUAAUCGGUUUCCUCUCCGCUACGAGACUCAUUAGAUGACAUUCUUGCUAUUAAUAUUUGUUCAAUUGAUUAAAAUAAAAAAUUUUGAAAUAAAAUUCAAAAGAUUUGAAAAAAUAAAAUUCAUAAUUAAUAAAGAAAGAAUUGAAAUUCAGAGCCUCACACGAUCCGGAUUUCGACCUUGCUUAAGGGUCAUCCCCAGGUAUGUUUAGAAUUUCAGAAUAAUUACAUGCAAGUCUUUACUCGCUUAACAUACAUUAAGGUAGCAAAGGCUUAAACGUAAUUAACUAACAACCAUUAUUUAGAAGUUUGAGAUUGAAAGCAUCACAGGACGUUUUGACCUUGCUUAAGGGACUCGUCAGGUAUGUUUACAAUCUAUAGUACAUAUACCUAAUACUCUCCAAAUACCAUACUAUGGGCUAUUUAAUUUCAGUCUGAAUUUAUCAAAUAAAAAUAAUACUUGAUUUCAAACUGAAACGUGAGUCUAGGAGUGAGGGGGGGGAGUGACUGAGGGUGUGGGUGUUGGUCUGGGACCCACACCCACACCCACACCCA
Messenger RNA from Rotaria sp. Silwood1, 934 nucleotides. The record is from the annotation of a GenBank genome assembly. Lineage: Eukaryota; Metazoa; Rotifera; Eurotatoria; Philodinida; Philodinidae.